AUGGUAGUGCCUGGAAAUGCCCCGGUCAUACAGCAGGAUCACGCUCUGGAGCCUGACUUAGGACGAGACUCAACAGAGAACUCUGCCAUGGGCCCUGACACGCAGCCGGCGUCCCAGGAGGUUGGCUCCGAGCUGGAGGAGGUGCGGAAGCUGCGGGAGCUCGUGAGGAGACUGGAGAUCCAGAAUCAGCACCCAAGAACCAAGAGUAACAGGAGCAUGCUUGGGACAAACAUACAAAGUGACAUCCGUACUGGUGUGGAUAACCAUGGCUCCGGUCUUAAUGGGAUGGAGAUUAACAACAGCAUCAAUGCGAUAACUGAGAAGCAAGAAUUGCAAAUCAUGGCAGAUCUGCACAACCAGCUAAGCAAAAUGAGAAAAGAGGAAGGGGAGAACAACGGCUUACAAAAAGACCUGGAUGCCCAAAUGCAGUACAGUUGCAACAGUGCCACUGAGGAAUUGUCUUCCAGCACGUGUAAAGCGGCAUUGAAGCCUGAUGGGACUGUUAGGUGUUCUUCAUGUAUGGAUACAAAUAGCAGCACAGAGCUUAUGAGGAACCUGGUCAUUGCAGGUACUGAUACCUCAGUUAAAAUAAAUGAACCAAAUCCCAGUGAGAAAUGUGGAGAUCUAGGAAGUCUGUCGAAUAAUGCAGAUCUGGACGAAGUGAAAGUGUUAGAACUUGAAAACUGCAAUGAAGAAGAAGAUAGCUGGUAG
Messenger RNA from Antrostomus carolinensis (chuck-will's-widow), 711 nucleotides. RefSeq names its product SLAIN motif-containing protein-like. The transcript has a single exon. The record is from RefSeq and is a predicted model, not a curated record. Bases 1 to 711 code for a protein of 236 amino acids. NCBI's taxonomy places the organism in Eukaryota, Metazoa, Chordata, Aves, Caprimulgiformes, Caprimulgidae.